Messenger RNA from Tachysurus fulvidraco (yellow catfish), 2714 nucleotides. RefSeq names its product G-protein coupled receptor family C group 6 member A-like. Gene Ontology annotation, cellular component: membrane. The transcript has 6 exons. Bases 10 to 2664 code for a protein of 884 amino acids. The record is from RefSeq and is a predicted model, not a curated record. Gene Ontology annotation, molecular function: G protein-coupled receptor activity. Gene Ontology annotation, biological process: G protein-coupled receptor signaling pathway. NCBI's taxonomy places the organism in Eukaryota, Metazoa, Chordata, Actinopteri, Siluriformes, Bagridae.
UAUGGAGUGAUGUUGCUUUGGAUGAACAUAGUGCUUUCAUGCACUGUUUUAUCAGUGGCAUAUUCUGGGUAUGUUUGUGAUUUCGAAGUGUAUAAAUGUGGAGCCUUUGCUCCAGGAGACAUAUACAUAGGAAUGCUCAGCUCCUGUUUUGCUAAAGUGGAGAAUCUUUAUUCACGAGGAGCUCCAGACAUUUACAACUGCUCAGAAUUUAAUCUUGUGUCAUUUGUCAGGAUGCUUUCCUUCAUCCACACCAUUGAAACCAUUAAUAAUUCCAGCUUCCUGCCUGGGGUACGCAUUGGUUACUACAUCUGUGACACUUGCUGCGAUGCUUCGAAAGCAAUACAGAGCACAAAGCACCUACUGGAAUUAAACUUCACUGAAACUGACGAGUGUGAGCUCAAUCAAAACCACAAGAUUAAGGCGAUCGUCGGAGCACGGUACUCUGAAGUGUCGAUCAGCGUGGCUCGCUUUCUGAGCCUCUACAUGGUGCCGCAGAUAAGUGCAAGCUCGUCUGCAGAAGCAUUGAGUGACCGUCUGCGCUACCCUUCCUUCCUCCGCACCAUACCCAGCGAUAUCUACCAGACCAAAGCCUGGGCCAAACUCAUGUCUCACUUUCAUUGGGAGUGGGUUGGUGUCAUUCAUGGGGAUGAUGAUUAUGGCAAAAACGCUUUACAAGGGUUUCUGGAAAAUGCAGAAAAUGAGAACAUUUGCACUGCCUUCAUAGAGCCGUUGCCUCACUACCUAGAUUUUAAGGACAUUGAUAUCAUGAUCCAAAAAGUGAUCCAAACCAUCCAAAACUCCACAGCAAAAGUUGUGCUAAUCAUCUUAAGAGAAGAACUUGUGCACAAACUUUUCACCGAGGUGAUCAAACAGAAUAUAUCACGCACUUGGAUAGCCAGUGAUGCUUGGUCAGCAUCAUAUAAUAUCAGUUCCAUGAAGGGCAUCAAUAACAUUGGAGAUGUGUUCGGUUUCAGCUUUAUCACAGGCCCUAGCCCUGGAUUUAAUGAAUAUUUGCAAAAUCUUGCCAUCACCCCAGGUACCGAGAAUAGGUUCAUAAAAGAAUACCAAAAAAUGGGGAAUGAAAAAGACUACUUAACAAACGUAGUGGAUCUCAACCAGGCUUAUCCUGACCGACUGGCUGUGCUAUCAAUCGCGCAUUCCUUAAAGACGAUGUUGAGAUGUAACCAAACUGACUGUUCAGGAAACAAAGAUUUCCCCCCCUAUGAGCUUCUCAAUGAACUGAAACAGGUCAAUUUUACUCUGGAUAAUCAGAGUUUCUACUUCAAUACAUCUGGAAAUUUUGUCAAUGGCUACCAUUUGAUGCACUGGUCACAAAAUAUGUCUAAUGGAAAAAGGAAGUUUGUUGUUGUUGGAGGAUACCAACUGGAGCAAGAACAUGUUAAUAUCGAUAAAGAUUUUCAAUGGUAUAAUUCGAAUAUGGUGAGUGGUAUACCAAUAUCCAUAUGCUCUGAAGUCUGCCCUCCUGGCAAAGCAAAAAAACUUUCAAAACCAUCCUGCUGUCAUGAGUGCAUACCGUGUUUGGAGGGCACGUACUCUAAUAACACAAAUCUUCCGAACUGUCUCCCGUGCCAAAAUGGGACAUGGUCAAAAAAAGGAUGGACAUACUGUGAACCAAAGAAAGAAGUCUAUUGGAAGUGGAAUGGGCCACAAGCGAUAAUUUUCCUAGUGUUUGACCUUGCCGGAUUUCUCCUCUUGUUUAUGAACCUGAUUAUCUACUUGGUGUUUCGUGACAGUCAAGUCAUCAAACAAGCUGGAGGCUACAUUUACCUUCUCAUUAUGGUAGGGUUAGCGCUUAGCUAUACCAGUGUCAUAGUGUAUAUCGGUAAACCCAAUGUUCAUCAGUGUAGGGCACGGCAGAUCCUAUAUGGCCUAGGCUUCUCACUAACCAUCUCAUGUAUCCUGGUAAAAGCCUUACGCACGUUUAUAGCGUUUCUUCCUCCACACCGCCAACACAAUUUCAAAAAAUUCUACAAGCCUCCUGUCAUUAUUGGCUUUGGCGCCUUCGUUCAAGUCCUCAUUUGCAUGUUUUGGCUCAUUUUUGAUUCCCCAUCUGUGGAGACCCUGACGACUGCUGACAGCAUGGAUAUCAUAGUGCAGUGUAAAGAAGGUUCUGGUAUGGGAUUUGGUUUCAUGCUUUGCUACACAGCCUUGCUUGCAAUUAUCUGCUUUAUUCUGGCUUUUAAAGGAAGAAAGGUUCCUCAGCGCUUUAACGAGACUGGACAUAUUAUCCUCAGCAUGUUGAUAUUUCUGUUUGUAUGGGUGUGUUUCGCUCCGAUAUACAUCGCCAAGAUCACAGAGCGCAACUCAAUUCAGGCUGCAGCUAUCUUGGUCUCUUCAUAUGGAAUUAUCUUCUGUCACUUUGUCCCCAAGUGGUACAUGGCCCUUUGCAAGAAGAAGGAUGAGGUCACUAGAGAGGCCUAUAUUGCACAGGCAUGCAAUUACAGAUCAUCAAUUGGCUCCAUUCUUACUACUUCUUCAGGGGUCGGGUCAAUUAGUUCAGAAACUGGACUCCACCUCUCAGUUUCACAGAACUUAGAAAAUACUGGGAUUAGCACAAUUAGCUUAGAAUGUUCUUUGAAUGCAAAUAAACCCUGUAACUAUCAGCCGAUCAUACGGAAAAGGUUACGCAGAAGGUCUAUUUAAAGGAUUUGAAAUCUUCCCACCUAGAAGUAUUAUUAUUCCAAGCAUCUAAU